GCAACCUUGGAUGACCUCUCUGAAGACCUGUCCCCAGAGACGGCGCCUGGCCUCACCCUGCCAGGAUACUGUGCCCCGUCCCCGCCGCCAACACCAGUGGAGAUACCUGCCUUCCCACCAAUGGUAUCUGGGGCAGACAAACUAGCCCAGGCCUCAGACCUCAUAGCUGCUGACAUCAGGCGUAGGGACCUUUUGGAGAACAAAGCGUCAGAAUGGAUAGAACAUGAGAUAAUGGCCCACAUCAUAUCAGAGUUAUACCCUCUGAAACCAGAGAAGCCCCGGGAGAUGGAACAUGUGGUGUACGAGGAAUCAGAGGAUAGUGUGGCUGACGACCGGGAACAGUCCAUGUUCAUGAUGGAUGCUAUUGGUCGUGACGGCCUUCAGAUGUUUGUGGAUAUGGGUCAGCCUGUGGAUAGCCGCUUGGUAGAUGCUCUUGUCAAAGAGGUCCUGCUGGAGAAAGUCACUACUCUACUUGGUCAGCGGCCAGAUGAUGAGACGAGUGUACAGAAACAGGCAACAGAGGGGAGAACAGAGGUCAAACUGGGGGCCUCAAUGAGAGGGCAGGAUACAGGGAGAGUAGCAACAGGAAUCACCCCUGAGGAUGAGUAUGCAGGGAUGCUGCCGACCCCAGAACCCACACCCAAGGCGAGUCCUAUCUCCUCUCCAGUACGAGUCCUGUCACCACCAGUCACCCCUCCCAACUCGCCACCGGUAGCGGUUCCAUCAAAGUUUGUCCAGGAGACACGUGUUGCACCACAGGAGUCAGAGCCAGAGGAGAUCUCGGAGUCCUUGGAUAUCAGUGAAGAAAUCCGGGCACUGAGAGACAAGCUAGUACCUAUUGGAGGGGAGCCCAGACAGGCUAUACAUGAUGUGGAAACGCCCAUUUCUACACCAAUUCCGGAGCUGCCCCAGGAGGAGAAGGAGGAAGAACGACCCCUGUCGCCACCUCAACCUUCCCCACGCAGACCCCCUGUACAGCCCGUUCUACAGGUACCUGUGGCCGUAUCAGAACCCCCAGUCCCUGAUCCUGUCCCUCCCCCUGUACAGGAGAAGGUAGACAUUGUAGCGAGCCCCCAGCCCUGGGGUGAUCCGGAGUCUCCCCUUCCAGAGGAAAACCCAGAUUUCCGAGACGACUAUAUGGAUGAUGGAGCCACCCAACAUAAACCUUAUGCCCUGUCUGUGGCCCCUAUGGAUGAGAGCCUGCCCUAUCCUGUAAACCAGGUUCCAACACCACCACCACCAAAGUCGCCAGUUCGGAGACACUCACCCAGUCCCAGUCCUUCCGAAACGGACACCACAUCCAUCAUGUCAUCUGUGUCGGAUACCUACAACAUGAGUGUGUCCGAGGGGCAGUGGCUACUGUCCAAGUCUGAGGGAGAGAUGGCCGACUUUAACCUGGAUGAAGCUGCUAUGAAGAGGAUGGCCAUGCAGGCUAGACAGACUGGAGACAGUAUGGCCAGUACAUACCGGGACACAGAUGAACUAGAGGAAGACAUGACGGACCUCCAGGCCAGUGAGGGAGAGUUUCAGUACAAAGGUCAGGUUGAACCAGAGAAGGAUCCAAUGUUGCUCCUGUUGUCACGGCUACAGCAACACCCCCAUGAACAGACACCAGCCAGUGUCCCAGCUGCUGGUCAGUAUGACAUGAGCUCCCAACAGGUGUAUGACCUCCUCAACCACACAGGGCUAAGUACUGGUGAGGUAUACAUGAAUGGAGCAUCAGUUCAGAGAAGUCAAGGGGAGGUAAUUCGUGUUAUGCACACGCAACGCAGCAUGGGAGAAGUUCCAGAUUAUGACGAACCAACCAGAGACACAGGCAGACAGGCUGUACGGUCUAGUUAUGGCUUUACCCAGUCCAAUGGUGUUGGCCGAUCUAAUGACAUCUACACUAGAAAUGGUUCCCCAUUGCGAAUGACAGACCUCAAGUCUCAGUCCAUACAGGAGGAAUCUGAGCCGGAGCCCACACCUAGAGAGGAUUCCUACAGGGAGGAUACCAAGAGUGAGAGAGCCACACCCUCUAGGGAUGCCCGACCGUCAUCAUCUCGUGGCCGGCAGUCUCCUGGGAUGAGAGGCACACCUGGCGGAGUAUCAUUAGGAGCUGGCAGGAUCUCGCCAGGUAAAUCAGCCUUGAAGAAACCACCUCCAGCAACACCAUCCUCUGGACUCCCAAACAAGACUAUAUCCACCACGAUUCCUCGCACAGUACAGAUCAGAGAAUCAGACGACCAAGAAAACAAACAGAGUUUGGAUGGAGGGGCUACAAUGAGUGACCAGGGCACCAGGACCUUCACACCAGACCAAAUGAACAUGGACGAACUCAUCAAGUCUGAUUACCUCACACAGAGCAGGUCAGGCGAAUUCGGCCAAUCUGGUGGCAUGUCUCAAAGCUUUAGCCAAUCAGGACGCUUGUCUCAAAGUUACGACCAAUCAAGUGCUAUGUCACAGAGUCUUGGCAAGAAUGGAACAAGAGACUCCACAGAUCUCAUAU
Molecule: messenger RNA, 2488 nt
Organism: Pecten maximus
Lineage: Eukaryota; Metazoa; Mollusca; Bivalvia; Pectinida; Pectinidae
Product: protein TALPID3-like
Exons: 12
Biological process (GO): smoothened signaling pathway
Cellular component (GO): centriole; ciliary basal body
Source: RefSeq, a predicted model, not a curated record